CUGGAGCUGCAAAAACUUACCCAAAGAAUACGCAAGCUAGCUUGUAGCUUUUACUGAGGCACAAGGAACACGCUACAAGACAGCUAGAUUAGCCCCUUUGGCACAUUCUUGCAGGAAAUAUUAGCCACAUUGCAGUUCAUCCGUUUCAAAAUGUCUAACGAAUCAGGCUCGCCUUCUCAGCCAACCAGGAGCGGCUCCUCUGCAGACGAACAAGAACCAGAGAGACCUGAAAGGAUGAGGGACUGGCUCAUUAGGAUGAUUAACAGUGGGCGCUUCCCUGGACUGGAGUGGAUGGACCCCGAGAAGACAGUCUUCAAGGUUCCCUGGAUCCAUGCAAAGAAGAGGGGCUACAACCGAGACAGGGAUGCGGCCCUCUUCAAGGAAUGGGCUAUACAUUCUGGGAAGUACAGGGACGAGUCUGAUCCCACUGUGUGGAAGAUAAACUUUAGAUGUGCCAUAAACGGUCUUAAAGAUAUCCUUGAGCUGAAGGACUACCAGACAGAAGACUGCCGUGUCUACAAGGUCCUGCCUAGGACCAGACCUCCCAAGAGGAGAAGGAGAUCGCUUCGGAGCUCAGGGACAGAGCCAUAUCCACAGUAUCCUGUGGUCACUGCAGCUGCCUCUACCCUAAUGGGUGCUACCAGUAUUCCAUCGGUCGUAUGGCCUGCUCCAUUAGCAGCCGAGUCCUUUCCUCCAGUCAGCCAUUAUCAGGCUCAAGGACUAAGACCUCAUGGAUAUGCAGGGAUACCAUCGAGCAGUGGGCCAGUUACCAUGACUUCGGCUGAGGUUGGCGGUUAUUACUGCACCACUCCUUAUACACCAGCUGCUUACACUAGCCCUCAUCACAUGACUCCAACUAGUGUCCCGGCCCAGGGGAGACCAAACUGCAGCGAACAGUGUCCUCCUUAUUCCGGAGCAGCUGUUAGCACUGCUGCUGCCAUUAGGAGAGAAGAAUCACCUGAUAGCGGCUAUGGAGGAGGAAUAAUAGUUGAUCCUCCUACUUGUUCCCCAGUCCCCUCUCCCUCUCACCCUCACACUUCCCCCCCUCCCUCCUCCAUUGAUGUCCAGCAGCAGCAGCAGUCGCUAUACUCCACUGGCUCUCCAUCUUGUGGUGGGAUUCCCUCAGUAUCCACCGAUCACUCGGGUACCCCAGGGGUUCCUGGCGUCAUGACUACCGCUCCAACGACUGACGAUGAGUUUAUUAACAUCAUCCUGGACCAGAACUCACCCCUGCCUCACUCUCCCCCCCUCACCCCUCCCUCCCCGUCCUCCAAUCAGAUUGCAGUUACUGUCUAUUACGGUAACAUGCCAGUCCUCAGUAAGACCGUCUCUUGUACUAAAGGCUGUCGGCUCUUCUAUGGCCCAAACUACCAGCCACCCAGCAAUGAUGAGCAAGCUGCAAGAUUUGAGUCUUAUUUUGGACCGUUAGAGGCUGAGCAGGUCUCCCUUCCGCAGUCCCACCCAAUACCACAGGCUAACGGUAUACUGGAGUCCAUGACUCGUGGUAUACUGGUCGAGAUGCAUGACAAUGACGUCUUUGUGACUCCUCUCUGUAAGAGUAUCGUCUUCUGUGGCACCUCCUACUACCACCAGAGUACCCCCCUGGAGAGGGAGAGUCGUGUCAAGGUAUUUGACUACAACGUCCAGUUCCGUAACCUCCUGGAGCAGUAUUCCCUCAGACGCACCAUGUCACCGAGUCCUAAUGUCAUACUCAGUUUGGGUCAGUCCUGGGGGCCCACCCAGCCCAUCACUCAGAACCUUAUUUACGUUGUCAUCACUCACGUCCAGGCUGAGAGAGACUUGAAACUUUACGGUAGUAGUUGCUCCCAGUCAGCAGUUUAUCCUUACUCUGCUGAUCUCUUUAGCAGUGUCCAUGAUGUAGUGGACAUUCGUCACACUAAUCCUAAUGAUGUCCGAGCUGAAUCAUUCCUAACCUCUGUGUUCCAGUGUUAGUUAAUUAAUAGUUAUUAGUAGUUAAUUAAGUACUAGUUAUAAUGUGACCUAACCACACCCCUUUUAUUUUUAACCCUUCUUCGACAGCAGUAAUUGUAAUUACAAUAGGACUUUCUUUGUUACAUAAUUAAUUAAUUUUAUUUACUAGUUUAUUUACUUUUGUUUGUUUUUUGUUGUUUUUUUUUGUUGCUCACCAAGUGAGUGUUUUAUUGCUCGUGUCGGGCAAUUUUCAUUCAGCUCUAAACACCAUUAAUUAA
This is a messenger RNA of Amphimedon queenslandica, 2210 nucleotides long. RefSeq lists its product as uncharacterized. Gene Ontology annotation, cellular component: nucleus. The transcript is spliced from 4 exons. Lineage: Eukaryota; Metazoa; Porifera; Demospongiae; Haplosclerida; Niphatidae. The record is from RefSeq and is a predicted model, not a curated record. Gene Ontology annotation, molecular function: protein binding; DNA-binding transcription factor activity, RNA polymerase II-specific; RNA polymerase II cis-regulatory region sequence-specific DNA binding. Gene Ontology annotation, biological process: immune system process; regulation of transcription by RNA polymerase II. The coding region runs from base 151 to 1953 and encodes 600 amino acids.